Molecule: messenger RNA, 1803 nt
Organism: Phycomyces blakesleeanus NRRL 1555(-)
Lineage: Eukaryota; Fungi; Mucoromycota; Mucoromycetes; Mucorales; Phycomycetaceae
Exons: 1
Coding region: 1-1803 (600 amino acids)
Source: RefSeq, a predicted model, not a curated record
AUGCCUGGUCCCAAGGAGCCAAGAUGCGAGGAGAUAAAUAACUAUCUCAAGCCCAUGGUAGACAAGAUGAAACAGUUGUAUGUUGGAAUGCGAGUCCUGACCUACAAGUGCCCUUCUGGUGCUAAUGUCUGUGCUGUCUUGCUGAUGGUUGCGUGUGACAUCUCUGCUGCCAGGAAAACAAGUGGAUUUACAGCCCACAAUAGUAUAUGUGCGUGCUACAAGUGUACAACCCAGUUUCCCAGAUUGCCCAACACAAAUCAGGUGGACUUCAGUGGAUUCGAUUAUUCGCUUUGGAAUAUUCGUAGCAGUGUAGAGAACAGGUUGCAUGCUAAGGAGUGGAAGAGUGCGAGUACACCCUCAGAAAGGCACCAGCUGGAGGUCGAAUAUGGUGUUCGAUGGUCGCAGUUGCAACACCUUGGAUACUUUGAUCUAGUACGUAGAACAAUCAUUGAUCCCAUGCAUAAUUUAUUCCUGGGGACGCCCAAGAGAAUGAUGGACUGGUGGGUCGAUAAGAAAACGAUUGGAGCCAAAGAGUUUGCUGCCAUGGAAAAAAUCGCAGAGACAAUGGUCCUUCCGAGGGAUUAUACAAAGCUGACUUUGAAGAUUGGAAAUGGCUUUCCUUACAUGAAAGCCGACGACUGGAAAUCCUGGGUACUGGUGUAUUCUCCUGUUCUGCUGCAUGGUGUUCUACCAUUUGAAAUGUACAACAACUGGAUGAAUUUUGUCCAUGCAUGCCACUAUCUUAUCAAGCCAAGCAUCACAUUUGAUGAAGUGAACAGUACCCAUGACUAUCUGGAAAUGUUUUGCAAAAAGGCUACCAAACUCUACACUCCCACCAUCCUCACCUGCAACAUGCAUCUGCACCUCCACCUUCGCGAGACCAUUCGUGAUUUUGGACCUGUGUACGGUUACUGGCUCUUUGGGUUUGAGAGAUACAAUGACCUGUUGAAGUAUAUCAAGACAAAUGGAAAAGAUAGUUUUGAGGCAACAUAUAUGAGAAGUUUUGUUCAAAACGCAUUCAAGGGUGACUAUGCCAAUGCUGUUCUGAAAAGUUCUAGCCAUGUCCCCUUUUUCAACAUUCUCUCAAAGCUUUCUUUGAAAUUCACACCUACUACCACAGUCAUUACCCUCUCCUCCCAUUCAUUCCGAUUGCAAUCAUUCUUACUAGCAUUGUCCAACCCACAUCUUUCUUCAAAGGGUAAUGAACCUCUCUCUCUUUCCACUUUUUCUCUUCAGCUAAAAAAAUCAUCACUGAUGGAUGAAACCAACUAUGCCCAUCUGCUUCAGCACUACAAAACAUCCUAUGAUCUUCCUGACCUUGUCAGUUACCAAUAUGCCACGCUCACCAACUCCUUUGUUGACAAUGAAAUCACAAAGUUGAAGUUCAUUGACUUACUUGGUCAACAGUACCAUGGUAAAAACGGUUCAGCUAGUUGUGGUUCUCUUGUCCACGUAAUGUUUGUUGGUAGUGACGGUAGAAAUACCCUAGCCUAUGCUGGACAAAUACAAUAUCUCUUCACACACUCCUUUACACACCCUUCUAACAGUAAUCUCCACCUGACUCGCAUGGUUCAUGAUCAUCAACAUGUAUUCGCAUAUAUCAAGUGGUUUAAUACUUCCUCUGAUAGAUCGCGUGAGGAUGACAGUCUUGAGUUUUGUCUCCCCACCUUCUCCCCCAAUAGUCGCCAUUGCAUUGUACCUGUGCACCGCAUCUUUUUAGAGAUUGCUACAGCCAGGAUUACUACAAGUAGAAAUGUUAGUAAGAUGUUAGUAAUUGCUUUGCCAAAAAAGCUUUAUGCUUAA